Magnusiomyces paraingens is the source of this 1653-nucleotide messenger RNA. RefSeq lists its product as uncharacterized. Lineage: Eukaryota; Fungi; Ascomycota; Dipodascomycetes; Dipodascales; Dipodascaceae. Gene Ontology annotation, molecular function: structural constituent of nuclear pore. The transcript has a single exon. Bases 1 to 1653 code for a protein of 550 amino acids. Gene Ontology annotation, biological process: post-transcriptional tethering of RNA polymerase II gene DNA at nuclear periphery; RNA export from nucleus; protein import into nucleus. Gene Ontology annotation, cellular component: nuclear pore cytoplasmic filaments; nuclear pore. The record is from RefSeq and is a predicted model, not a curated record.
AUGUCUCCACUAUCCAGCUCUUCUAAGCGACCAGUCUUACAUUUGCUUAAACGCUUAACUCAAGCAAGUGUGCUUUUCACAGGUACUUACAUUGGUGCCAUUUGGAUUGCUUCAAAUCACCCACAAUAUGAAAAAUAUGUUCCUUAUGGAAGUACAGUCAUUGAUUUCCUUGAAGAACGUGAAUUCCAAGGACAACUCUCAGAACGAGUGCGUAAACUUAAAGAAGAAGACCUUAACCAUAGUUACUACUACCGCAAAAUUGACCCAUCCCAGCAUUCAGACCUUUUCCCUUUAAAGUCAUCAUCCUCUUCAACAUCAACAUCAACAUCAACAUCAUCAUCAUCAUCAUCAUCAUCAUCAUCAUCACCUGCAUCUUCUUCAACUGUAUCUAAAAAAUCUUCUCAAACUUCUUCAGGUACAAUCUCUUCUGCCUUGGCCACUUCUACAUCGAGCGUUUCUUCCUUAACCAGCAGGCUGGACCAGGAAAUUUCCCCCGAAGACAGAGACAAGGAAGACAUGCGUAAAAGACAAAGCAGCGCUACUUCAGCUCUUACAACAAAAGAUCCCCUUGCACCUUCACGAUUCUUUGAUGCCGUCUCUGGAACUGUUGGCAAAGACCGUGACUACCUCCCAUUGGUAUUGCUACCCGACGAUCGUGAUGAGGAAAUUAACCGUGCAGCAAUGUCUCUCAAUGACUUGAUUUCUAGUAUUAAUGCCUCUGUCGUCACUGAAGAUACUGUUCUUAACGUUACACGCACUCUUGAAGAGCUAGCUCGUGCUAAGGCCCAAUUCAAGCCCCGCUAUGCAGAUGCCCUACUGGUCAAGUCUCAAAGCUUUGACCAGCUUUACGAAUCCUAUAAGCUCUUGUGGGAUGAAUAUUUGGACGCUUCAACUACCGCUGUUUCUUCUUCAGGGAAACCUGCAAACCAUGUUGUUUCUGAAUACUCUAAGCGUCUAGCCAGAGAGGUCACAGAUACUGAGAUGCUACUUGUAAAGUUGUGCAACUCAACAAAGGACAUGGAACUGACUGAAGAAGAAAAGCUUAAGCAACACCAAAUUGAUAGAUAUUAUCAUCACCACCAUCACCUUAAGCCAAAGACUGAAGAUUUUUCAGUUUCUUCUGCUAUUGCCGCUGCCUCUGCUUCUACAGCUUCCGCUACAGCUGUAUCUUCUUCAUCAGCCAUUUCUACAGCUUCUUCCUCAACUACCCUUGCUACACCUUCAACAAAUGUUUCUACUGUUGCUCCCCUUGCUUCUUCUUCUUCUUCUUCUUCUUCUGAAAAGACAAACUCUAAUACUUCUUCUUCAUCAUCAUCUACCACACAAAAGGCCAAACUUGAUCCUAGUUACUAUGGUGCCAUUGAACCUUCAGACAUUUCUCUCAAAUUAGAGCUUGCGCUCACGUUGCUGGUCAACGCUCUGCAGCAACACUCGAGCGUUCCCCUGGGACCAUACAUCCAAGGAGUUCGUGAAGCCGUGGACUCUGGAUACUCAUACAAGACGUAUCAACAGAAGCAACCUGCGCCAUCACAGGAUCGCAAGACAUUGAUUAGUGAGGCUCUUAAGGCUAUCAAGGUUCCCUCUGAUGUAGACCUUAAGCCAGUACUUGAUGAUAUAAUAUCGAGCUAUGAAGAUGAGCACAAGCACAAAUGA